AUGAAUCUGACACCUUUGACGGCCAUUGAUGGCCUCUCAUCGUUGACCUUAUUUCAGCAGGCACAACAUAUUGCCCGCCAGAUCCCAGAAUGGCACAAGGCAGGCCAUUACAACUACUCAGUGCCUCAGGGGCAUGAUGUCGGUGUGGACAUCCACACAAAGGAAUUCAACGGCGACUAUUGGGUUGCUCGUGCAAAUGGAUUCGAGCAGUUUGAUGCAAAGUCUCGGAAACAUCUUUUCCAUGUUUUGGACAAGUACGUGCUUGGCUCCACCUCCCUGCUCGACGAGUCUCACACUCUGUAUGAGCUCGGAUAUAUCCAGGAGUUAGCCGACUUCAAGGUGCAUCCUUACGAUCUCGGUGAUACGGUUCCCGGAUACGAGGGUGUGGCGUAUUUGGCAGAGUUGUACUAUCACUUGCAGUUUCCAUUGAAGAAACGUAAGUUUUGCAACUUGGUGCAUGUUCUCAGAGCCGAAGAUGGCAAUUCUGGCUAUGUGAUCAGUUUGGCGGUAGAUCCGUCGGUAAUUCCAGGAAACCCAAAGGAGCCGGCCUUCGUUCCUGCAAGGUACACGUCGGUGGAAUAUAUCACCUUUGAUCCAAAGACAAGUGACCUCAGGUGGUAUAUGACGACUUGCUCAGAUGCUGGAGGAAACGUACCACAAUGGCUUGCUAAGCUCACCAUCAACGGCGUUGUUGCCAAGGACGUUCAUCUGUUUCUCAAUUGGGCAAACACUAAGUAG
Molecule: messenger RNA, 738 nt
Organism: Candidozyma duobushaemuli
Lineage: Eukaryota; Fungi; Ascomycota; Pichiomycetes; Serinales; Metschnikowiaceae
Exons: 1
Coding region: 1-738 (245 amino acids)
Source: RefSeq, a predicted model, not a curated record